AUAUGCAUAAGAAAUCAAAACCAAUUUCUCAUUUACAUCAUCUCUUUUUUCUCAUUGAAUCUCACACAUUAUAAGUAGUCAGGUUCUUGGUGAUUUUAAUUAAUCAUCACUUAAAUCUUUCAUUAAUUAGCAUAAAAUUAUGGGUAUUAAUGCUGAUUUUGAUGAUCAAUAUUCCCAUCAUCAUUAUCAAAGGGUUGAAAUUCCACCACCAAAGCCAUUCUUGAAGACACUCAAAUCUAAUGUGAAAGAAACAUUAUUUCCUGAUGACCCUUUUAGAAAAUUCAAAAAUCAACCACUUUCCAAAAAAAUUUCUUUGGGUUUUAAAUAUUUCGUACCAAUAUUAGAUUGGGCUCCUCGUUAUACACUUCAGUUGUUUAAAGCUGAUAUUAUUGCUGGAAUUACAAUUGCUAGUCUUGCUGUUCCUCAAGGGAUUAGCUAUGCUGGCUUGGCUAGCUUGCCUCCUGUUAUUGGACUUUAUUCAAGCUUUGUGCCACCAUUGAUAUAUGCUAUGUUGGGAAGUUCAAAGCAUUUGGCUAUUGGGAAUGUGGCAGUUCCAUCACUUCUCAUUUCUGCUAUGCUUGGCAAAGUUGUUAAUCCUCAUGAAAAUCCAAAGCUUUAUCUUCAAUUGGUGUUUACUGCUACUUUCUUUGCUGGAGUUUUCCAAGCUUCUUUAGGCUUGUUAAGGCUAGGGUUUAUAGUGGAUUUUCUAUCUCACGCAACUAUAUUGGGAUUCAUGAGUGGAGCAGCCACUGUUGUGUGUUUACAACAAUUGAAAGGAAUACUUGGCCUCCUUCAUUUCACACAUCAAACUGACAUUGUCAGUGUAAUGACUUCUAUCUUUACCCAAAUCCAUCAGUGGAGGUGGGAAAGUGGAGUCCUAGGUUGCUGUUUUCUCUUCUUCCUCUUGCUGACCAGAUAUUUUAGCAAAAUGAAGCCAAAAUUCUUCUGGAUAAGUGCUAUGGCACCUCUAACAUCUGUGAUUUUGGGAAGUGUGCUUGUUUAUUUCACUCAUGCUGAAAAAAAUGGUGUUCAAGUGAUUGGGCACUUGAAAAAGGGGAUAAAUCCACCAUCAUAUUCUGAACUGGCGUUUAGCUCACAGUAUCUUGCAAUUGCCAUUAAGACUGGAGUUGUCACCAGUAUCAUCGCCUUGGCGGAAGGAAUAGCAGUUGGAAGGAGUUUUGCUAUAAUUGAAAACUAUGAUAUUGAUGGAAACAAAGAAAUGAUUGCUUUUGGGCUUAUGAAUAUUGUUGGUUCUUGCACCUCUUGUUACUUAACCACAGGACCAUUUUCGCGAACCGCGGUAAAUUACAAUGCAGGAUGUAAAACAACAGUGUCCAACAUAGUAAUGUCAAUAGCUGUGAUGAUAACAUUGUUGUUACUCACACCAUUAUUUCAUUACACACCCCUUGUUGUUCUUUCCUCCAUUAUAAUUUCAGCUAUGCUUGGUAUAAUCGACUAUAAUUCUGCUAUCCAAUUAUGGAAAGUUGAUAAAUACGAUUUCUUCGUGUGUAUUAGCUCAUAUAUUGGAGUAGUCUUUGGUAGCGUUGAAGUUGGCCUCAUAGUCGCGGUGGCAAUGUCAUUACUUAGGAUACUUUUAUUUGUAGCAAGGCCUAAAACAUUUGUUUUAGGUAAAAUACCUAAUUCAAUGACAUAUAGAAAUAUUGAACAAUAUUCAACAGCAAGCAGUGUUCCAGGAGUUCUCAUCAUACACAUUGAUUCCCCAAUUUAUUUUGCUAAUGCAAGUUAUUUAAGGGAAAGGAUAUCAAGAUGGAUAGAUGAAGAAGAGGAAAAGCAAAGGACAUCAACAGAAAUUGAGCUACAAUAUGUCAUAUUGGAUAUGAGUGCUGUUGGAAACAUUGAUACAAGUGGAAUUAGUAUGCUUGAGGAAGUGAAAAGAAAUGCAGAUAGACGAUGCCUUAAGGUUUUAUUGGCAAAUCCUGGUGGGGAAGUGAUGAAGAAGUUGGACAAAUCCAAUUACAUAGACAAGAUUGGGAAAGAAUGGAUUUAUUUAACAAUUGGUGAAGCAGUAAAUGCAUGCAAUUAUAUUCUUCAUAAUUGCAAGUUCCAAUCAAAGAGAAUUGAUUCUUCAGUAACUCCAGAUGAUAGUGUAUAAAUGAUUAAUCAGAUUAAUGAUGGUCAUUAAAAUAAUCCAAGUGUAUUAGUAUUAAGUAAUUUUACUUUUACAGUUUCACUAAGUGAAACAUAUAAGUAGCUUGUUUAUUUACCCUAAAAUGCAAUUUUGUAAGAUUUCAUGUGUUUUAAGUUAUUGGAAGUUACUUUAUUA
Molecule: messenger RNA, 2284 nt
Organism: Solanum lycopersicum (tomato)
Lineage: Eukaryota; Viridiplantae; Streptophyta; Magnoliopsida; Solanales; Solanaceae
Product: sulfate transporter 3.1-like
Biological process (GO): transmembrane transport
Cellular component (GO): plasma membrane
Molecular function (GO): secondary active sulfate transmembrane transporter activity
Source: RefSeq, a predicted model, not a curated record